Oncorhynchus gorbuscha (pink salmon) is the source of this 8217-nucleotide messenger RNA. Its product is annotated as rho GTPase-activating protein 32-like. Gene Ontology annotation, molecular function: GTPase activator activity; phosphatidylinositol binding; protein binding. The record is from RefSeq and is a predicted model, not a curated record. Gene Ontology annotation, cellular component: Golgi apparatus; nucleoplasm; fibrillar center. Gene Ontology annotation, biological process: small GTPase-mediated signal transduction. Lineage: Eukaryota; Metazoa; Chordata; Actinopteri; Salmoniformes; Salmonidae.
CGUUCUCAAUCACGAUUCACUCCGCAGCAGAUUCUCUCUUGGAAGUGGCGUUACAAAUCGUUUAGCGAGAGGCUCCAGUUUGAUAGCAAGUUUAGCUAUAAAACUACCCUUACAAUAGCUGUAAAGGGAAUUUCAGUCAACGUUUUCUCAAUGAAUGGACUGUGAAGUACCAUCACAUUUGAAGGAAGUUUAGAUUUACUUACAAAACACGAUAACAGCUGGUUGAACAUUGCCCACGAGUCGUGUCCAGCGGGAGUUUUUGAACACACGGACAGCGAGGUUGAGGCGAUUUGGUUUAUGGAACGUGCCAGUUCAGGAAAAAAAUGUAGCUAGCUAACUUAACGUUAGCUAUUAGGCUAUACACAUUUCGCGUGUCCUUUUGUUUUAGCUCGGAAGGAUCAAGCUGUGUUUAUGCAGCUGGCGUGGAAGACACCGGCAGGAGGAGAAAACAGUGGUGAAAAGCGACAGUGAUAACCCGACAAACAUCUCACCACCAGACACCGGAUAUUAGUAAUCCUCUGUCUGAAGGCGGUCUGUCUCUGGUUUGGACUCCAUCCCACUCCCUUCUAAAGGGUCAACUGUGGGACAGCAACACCUUCAGGCUGCUCCUGCAGUGAGUCCGUAUCAUGGAGGCAGGCAGCGUGGCUGCUGCAGCAGUGGGGAGUGCAGCUCUAGGACUGCUCGGCGCCGCGGAAGCAGCCAGCCAUGACAUCUCCGACAGGGGCCUGAGGCCAGGGCGUCACCCAGAGGAGGACGACAUAGUGCCUGAGCUGGCCCGCCUGGUCUACCCCCGAGAGAGACCUGACUGGGAGGAGACCAUCAGCGCCAUGGCGCGGAGUGCUGAGGUCCCCGAGCUGAGCACCGAGCCCCUCCUGCGCUCCUGCAGCAGCACGGCCAGCAUGAAGGUCAAGAACGUCAAGAAAUUGUCCUUUACCAAAGGCCACUUCCCCAAGCUGGCCGAGUGCGCCCACUUCCACUACGAGAAUGUGGACUUUGGCGCCAUCCAGCUUUCACUCGCGGAUGAACAGAGCGAAGUGACACGGAAUGGCUUUGAGUCCAAAGAGCUGCAGUACUUGGUCCAGAUCUACUGCCAGGGCCGGAACUGGAUUGUGAAGCGCAGCUAUGAAGAUUUUCGUGUCCUGGAUAAGCACCUGCACCUCUGCAUAUAUGACCGCCGCUUCUCGCAGCUGCCGGAGCUGCCUCGAUUCGACAGUCUGAGUGAUCGCGCCGAGGCAGUUUCCCAGAUGCUGAUGGCUUACCUCUCCCGCCUCACAGCUAUCGCUGACAACAAGAUCAACUGUGGGCCUGCCCUCACAUGGAUGGAGGUUGAUAACAAAGGCAACCACUUACUGGUCCACGAGGAGUCCUCCAUCAACGUGCCCGCCAUCGCCGCCGCCCAUGUCAUCAAACGCUACAUCGCCCAGGCCGCCGACGAGCUCUCCUUCGAGGUUGGGGACAUCGUGUCUGUUAUUGACAUGCCCCCCAAAGAGGACACAACGUGGUGGAGGGGCAAGCACGGCUUUCAGGUUGGCUUCUUUCCCAGUGAGUGUGUGGAGCUGAUAAACGACAAGGUGCCGCAGUCCGUCACCAACUCGGUGCCAAAACCAGCAUCCCCCUGCUCGGGUCUGCGGCCUGCCUCCUGGAGUCUCUUCCCACCCUAUUUGGAGAUGGAGAGUGUAAAGCAGGACAGUGCAUGGGUGGCCGACCCAUUAAACCACUACAGCCUGAGCUCAGUGUCUAAGAAGCACGGGAAGCUGAUCACGUUCCUGCGCACCUUCAUGAAGUCCCGGCCCACCAAGCAGAAGCUGAAGCAGAGGGGAAUCCUCCGGGAGAGGGUGUUUGGCUGUGACCUGGGAGAGCACCUCCUCAACUCGGGCCACGAUGUUCCCCAGGUACUCAAGAGCUGCACGGAGUUCAUCGAGAAACAUGGCGUGGUGGACGGCAUGUACCGCCUCUCUGGAAUCGCCUCCAACAUCCAGAAACUACGGCAUGAGUUUGACUCGGAGCAGAUCCCCGACCUGACCAAAGACGUGUACAUCCAGGACAUCCACUGCGUGGGCUCAUUGUGCAAGCUCUACUUCCGCGAGUUGCCCAACCCCCUGCUCACCUAUCAGCUCUACGAGAAAUUCUCCGAGGCCGUGUCAGCAGCCACAGACGAGGAGCGGCUUAUCAAAAUACAUGAUGUCAUUCAGCAGCUGCCGCCUCCGCAUUACAGGACUCUGGAGUUCCUCAUGAGGCACCUGUCCCAACUGGCCACCUUCAGCUACAUCACCAACAUGCACAGCAAGAACCUGGCCAUCGUCUGGGCCCCCAACCUAUUGAGGUCCAAGCAGAUAGAGUCGGCCUGCUUCAGCGGCACGGCAGCCUUCAUGGAGGUCCGCAUCCAGUCGGUGGUGGUGGAGUUCAUACUGAACCACGUAGACGUCCUCUUCAGCCCCAAGCUCAGCUCGCUCAUACGGGAGGGAGCAGGGCACAACUCGUUGUUGCGGCCCAAGUCCCUGCUGGUGUCGUCCCCCUCCACCAAGCUGCUGACCCUGGAGGAGGCCCAGGCCCGGACCCAGGCACAGAUCAACUCCCCCGUCACGGCCGAUAGCAAGUACAUUGAGGUGGGGGAGGGUCCGGCUGCGCUGCAGGGCAAGUUCCACACCGUCAUCGAGUUCCCUAUGGAGAGGAAAAGGCCCCCCAUCAAGUCCAAGAAGUCGCCGGUGGGAAACUGGCGCUCCUUCUUCAACCUGGGCAAGUCAUCGUCUAUGUCCAAGCGCAAGCUGCACCGCAACCCCAGCGAACCCAGUGAGCUCAAGGCCAUGGCCCUGGCAGGAGGCAGAGGGGACACGGGGACACUGCGAUCGGCCAAAAGCGAGGAGUCACUCACCUCGCUACACAAAGUUGAAGGAGAGUUGAAGGUGUACCGUCCUCGGCGGCCCCGCUCCAGCAGCGAUGCCCUCUCGGCUUCCUUCAACGGUGACCUGCUGGACAGCCACACCCGGCAGCACUGCAGCUCCGAUGACAAUCUGGCCCAGAGCCACAGCGGGGGCGCCACCCGCGGCGGGGGGGACAGCGAUGGGGACGACGGGCCCAUCUAUGUUCCAGCCCUGAUUUCGCCACCACGUUCAGCCGGCGAGGAUGUGGACCUUAGCCCCCCAGACAUCGGCAUGGCCUCGUUGGACUUUGACCCCAUGUCGUUCCAGUGCAGCCUGCCCGACGGCUCCUUCUCCUUCCCCCUGGGGCUGAGCGAUGUCGCUACGGGCGCGACUGGUGAGGGCACCAGCCCGAAGAGGAGCCCAGGCAGCAUUGACAACGGCUCGGCGCUCGUCUCUCCUUCCUUCCUGGGGAAGUUCGCCAACCCCUUCUUGUCGCCUGACCUCAGCCCGGCCACGGGAGAGAAAGCAGGGAGCAAGAAGCUGGUCUGCUCAGUGUCUUUCUCUGACAAACCCGUACAGGCUGUGUCCCCUAAAAGGUCAAAGUCGGACAUUUUGGCUCCUCUGGCCAUUUCGGAGCCGUUUGACAUGGAGAUUUCUAGUAGGCUUACAGAAAGCCAUGGUGUUCCCCAGCCUUCUUCCCCUCCCUCGGGACUGCCCUGGGACUCUCCUCUGUUAAUGGGCUCUGUGUUGCUGAGGACAGGGGAGCCGUCGCUGAGCGAGGCCUUUCAGAUGGAGCUGCACUGUAAGCUCUCUGCCUUCGACAUUGAGAGCCAAGACUCUACAGGGGAGGAGAGUACUGCCCAGCAACCUCCAGCAACCAAUAGCGAGGAACAAUUAGGUUUAGUUUCCCCGCCUCAUGCCUUUAACACCUUACCAAGCCUGCCUUUUUUCUUUUUAUUCCCCUCAAACGCACUUUCUCUUCUCUCUGUCCUCACACUGCAGUUCCCUUCUGUUUUUGUCCCCCUCCCAGGAGCCGUAGCUAGUCUGGACUCUCCAAAAGCCUCCCCCAGCCCUCUCAGCUCCUCCUCUGUGUCCCUCCUCCCUCCCCCGCCCCAUCCGAAGAACGCGCGCAUGUUGGCCCUGGCCCUGGCAGAGUCCGCCCAGCAGGCCUCUAUCCUGACCCAGAAGAGGCCCUCCCAGUCCCAGCCCCCCACGCCAGUGUCCCCUAUUAGACCCCUGGAGCCCUCACACUCCCUGGACUGGCCCCCUCCCCCAGCUCUGCGCCCCCAGACGUCCCUCGAGGAGGGACCCAGGGCAGGAGAAGCCCAGACCCCAACCUUAACCCCCACCACCCCAAACCUUGCCCCUUCCUCCCCUCCCCCUUCCACCACCCCUACUGACAAACAACCUUGCCAGUCAGUGAGCCAUGAGUCCAUCAGUAUGUCCACCAGUGCAAAGUUCCCCUCCACUUCUCCCGGAGCCAACCAGGAUAUGGAUUUCACCCUACCGGCUUCCCCCCACCACCAGUGUACCACCACUCCCUACUGCCCUCCAGCCCAUGUGUCCCCCACUCUGAGGAGUCCAGAGAGGCAGCAGCCCGCCAUGGGCCAGGUAGCGGUCAGCAGCACUGGAUUCUCCACCACCACCCCAGCCACCACUCCCAGGAGCAAGGAGACUGGUGUCCUGCCACAGCCUGUUCCUGAGGUCCAUGUAGAUGAGGCCGUCUGGUCGCCAUCUCCGAAACCGUCAGAGCAGCGAGGUGCAGUUUCACAGCCUCAAAUACAGUUCCAUACUCAUCCACAGGCCCAGCCACAGUCCCAGCCUCAUUCCCAGCCCCACUCCCAUCCCCACUCCCAUCCCCAGCCUAACGCCAGAGUGGUCCCCACCCCAUCUGAGCCAGUGGAGAGACCAUGGGAGGCCAUAAAGCCAGUUCAGCCCCGUGCGGAGCCUGUGACCCACUCCCAUGGGCCCACGCCGCCAGCGCCUCCCGUCCGCUCCAUUGAGAGCAAAUUGGCAACCGCCGCCCUCAGCCACACAGAGGCCGCCAACCCUGCCAUCUUCCACAACAUCCUGACAGAGGCCUCCACGCCUGAGGCCCUCGCCCAUCCUCACCCUCCCCCGCGUAAGUCUUCCACCCAGCAGUCAGCCUACCUGUACCACACCAAGGGAGAGGCCGCCUUACUGGAACCUCCCGGGGAGGCCUACUACCACCAACGGGCCAUUCCCGUGGGGCAGCCUUCGUACCACUACCGGCCAGACAGUGUUCCCCCACACCUCUCCUAUGUGUCAAAGUCGGAGCCCCAGAUAACUUACAGUGCCCGCACGGACCACCGCUACAACACCAUAGCUCACCCCAGGUCCUGCCACCAGUCAAUGAAGCAUCACGGGCCUCCCAGGGGUGGCGAGUACAUAUCACCCAGCCCGGGACACCACGGCCAGGGCUAUGGACCCAUGGAGGGAUCUCCGGUCUACCCCACUAUCCGUAGGGUGCACUCGCUCCACGUGCCCUCAGCAAUCCGCUCAGUGCCCAUCCAGCGGACCGAGGUGCCUCCCGACGACGAGCUCUUCUACUACCAGCGGCCCGUCUACCAGUGCAAUACCUACCAGCAGCCGCCGCAACAGUCCUCGCAGGCUGACUACCACGUCACCCAACUCCAGCCCUACUUUGAGAAUGGCCGGGUGCAGUACCGUUACAGCCCCUAUUCGCCUGGCGCCAACCCGCUGGAUGCCCCUUACUACGACGUGGACCCCUACGGGACCAUCCGGCUGAGGCACUUCCACUCGUUCAGCAGUCGGGACCUGGGCCCCACCCUCAGCCGGUCGGGGGGCAAGGCGGGCGGCUACCACUACCUGUCCCGACACAUCCUCCCGCCGGGGAAGGAGCACAGCUUUGUCAGCAGAGACAUGCCCCCGGGCCAUGGCUCAAAGGGAGCCGCCGUCUACUUCGCAUGGAACCCAGAGGACUCGGAAAGGCUCCGGAUGCACUCCAUCCACAGAGAGAGCCGGGCCAGGCAGAAGGUCAAGGGACCUGUCAUGUCUCAGUAUGACAACGUGGGCCUGUUCAUGCCUGGCGACCUGGGAGCGUACGAAACCCUACACCUGCGCAGUAAGUCGGACCCCGGCAAAGACAUGCUGAUGACUGUCGAGGGUAAAGACGGGCGCUACGUAGUACCGCCGGGCUCCCAGCACGCUCCCCGACACCUUGUGUCUGACCCCGACGUCCUCAUGUACAUGGAGACGGAGAAGCACUGUCAGGGAAAUGGCACCGGGGACAAACAUAGCAACUCCAGGACCUGCCAGGUCUCCCACUCGCACCAAACCCAACACCCACCCCGUUACCAGGCCCAUCAGCAGGACCCCGGGGACGGAGCUCGGAGCUUCCAACCUCGCUACGAACAGCCCGAUCCAGACCGCCACCAGAACAGGUCCAAAACCCCCGCUAGUUACCAGGACAAUGAUGACCACCAACACCAGUCGGCCCCCGUCAAAGCGCAGGCCCCUCCCAAGCCCGAGCGGUCGCACAGCAUCCGAGAGCGCCAGCAGCAGCACUAUAGCCAAGCUGCCACUUCCGAACCAGACAGAGACCACUCAUACCAGCCCCACGGUGGGCAGCAGAGACACAGCACCAUGGCGAUACAGUCCCACUACGACAACCUGGAUGAUUACCACCCAGCAGCAAUACCUCAGCCACAGGCUCCCAUGCCAAACCCCCACGGGGUCUCCUCUGCUUCAUUCCCCACCAACCCUGGCUUCACGGGCAGCCACAGCAACCGAGCGUACUCCACUGCCUUGGGCCAGGGUGCCUUCAUCCCAGCGGAACUGGCCCUGCAGAGGCCCGAGACAGAAAUACACGCUGAAUGAAGAAGAGACUUGUAAAAAAAAAAAAUGUGCUGGUUUUAGUAUGCAAUGAAGUGACUCAGCUGGAGAUUCAAAUGUUCCACAGCCUCUGCAGGACAGUGGACUGUCGUCAGAAACUUUCUCAUUAUUUUUCUCUAGAUUUUUUAUGAAUUGUAAAGGAAAAUAAGAUACUUUUUAGAGAAUGUACCAUACUUUCUUCAAUUGUUCUAAGAAGCCACUCGGUCGUAACUCAUUGAAAUGGUGGAUGAUCAUAGAAAUGUAUAUGAUUUAAGCGAAAGGUCCAAGAAACCAGAAAAUAUGUGUACAAAGAAGUAGUACUGGUAAAAAGGGAUUUGUUUUAUUUUUGUUUCCAGUUUUGUUUUGACUGGGGAGAUAUGGGCAUAACAGGGAUGAAGGUUUGCAUUUUAGAAAUGCAUGUUAUCUCCAAUCUCUUGUUUCCCAUUGAUAUCCAUUGUGUACUUUUUGGAUGUUUCGGUACAAGUUCUCGAGGGAGGAAAUCUUUGUAAGUCAUCGUGCCCUUCCUCUUGUUUCUGUAUACAUAAGGCGUUACAGUAUGUUCACUUUCAGUCUUCAAGAAUCUCGGAUUUGGGGUUUGGGGCCCAGCAGUACAAAGUGAGUUCUAGAACUAGACAGGGUACUUUCACCUGGUACUGUACAUUAAAUUAUGUUAAUAUUUUAUUUGCUCUGUGAUUGUGUGUUUUUGCGAUAAAACGGCGUGAAUUGAAUUAUAAUGGAAUGUUUUGGAACCGAGAUUUGUUCUUCAUUGCAAGAGGGACCAAACAUUGAGUAUUUUUGGCCAUGAAAGCAUUCCUGCACAUGUAUGGGUUGAUGACCGGGUGUGAGAAUGACAACACUACCUUGGGAGGUGUAACAGAGUCAUUCUUAAAAUGUGUUUAGUUAUAGUCUUGUUUUUUUCUGCGGACUUGAAUGGACAACUUAAUAAAAUUAUAAAAACUGAUAUUGUACAAUACUUCACACAAAUGUAAAUGCUUGGUCAGCCCUUGAGCAGAUUGAAUUCACUCCAGCAAAUACAUACUAAUUUUCAUAGUAUGUGAAAAAGAUGGUUAUUAUGUUCCAAGAGAAGUAAACUAUAAUUUAAUUUGAAUGGACAAAUGUUUGGGACGAUUUAAGAAAAUGUGGAUGAACUUUUAUGGAAUCAACUGUCUGCUUUCAGUGCAAUUAGUCAGUAGCCAGUCAAAUUGGCAGAGGAUUCAGAUUAAUCUCAUUCAAUUUCAAAUGCAGGUCAUUUUGCAUUUGAAAACCUUGGACUAUAUUUCAGUUGUAAUGCCCAUUGGCUUGUGAAGGUACUGUUCUAUUUUGCCUUAUGGUCCCUACCUGUUUAAACGGAAUACUCCCAGAUGUCCCUCCUUUGUUGUGGGGCACAGUAAGUGGCUAAAUAACCACCUAGUUGUGUUUGAAUGUAAAAACAUCUCUUGUCUCAGUAACUGGAGAGUUAUGCUGUUGGAUAUAACAAAUAAAAUUAUUCAGGAAAUAACAA